GUCCAACAUAGGAAAUGCUGCAUCGCGGGCUUCGGCUUGGAAUAACAGGAGGUUACAACUCGUGGAAGGCAUCUGGCGUUGUUCAGCGAUGGCAGUCGUCCGUGUCGUCAGUGCGACUAGCAAAUGGCCACGCCGUGCAGUACUUUCAGUCGCAGCCAGCCCAGCCAUCGGCAGCCCCGACCUUGGUCCUUUUCCAUGGGCUGGCGUCGUCCCACCACUGCUUCAAGCACAUGUGGCCGCAUUUAGAGGCCAAGUACCCGAUUAUGGCGUUUGACUUACCCGGAACUGCCGGCUCGGAUGUAGCAGCUGCAGGACCAACCUACACGGCAGACUCUGUGCAUCAAGCGCUGGUCGAGGCCAUCACGAGUGCGAUCCCAACGAACCACCCCGUUGUGUUUGUCGGCCAUUCACUUGGCGGCCACUCUGCCCUUCGGUUAGCCAGCGACUUUCUCAAAGCACGUCGACCAGUGCACGGACUAGUCCUGCUGGCAUCCGCGGGCCUGGAGCCUUAUGUCGUGAUGCGCGGACUCGACCUGUUACCAGUCUCGCUAGUGGCGAAAUACCCCCGUGCGGUCAUGCGAUUCUUCCACUUGAUGGGGUUUGCCGACACACAUCCAGCAGAAGAGUACUCGUAUGGCGCGCUGCGGGCCAUAACUACCCCCUACGCCCAGCUUCGAGUCGCCGCCUCGGCGAUUUCCAAGGCCAACGUACCGACCUUGUGUGUGUCGGCCCAAGACGAUCCGUUCUUGACCGACGCAGUUUGGACAGACAUGUUUGUGACAUUGCGAGCAAACGUGGUACGCUACCCCAAUGGCGCGCACAACAUCCCAAAGUCCAAAGCAACGCAAGUGGCUCGUGAUAUAGACACGUGGAUCUGCGACAACGCGCUCGCCGCUCGUCCGGCCGAGAGAUCUUCUGCUGACGUCGAUUGCCAUCGUCAUGAGCGUAUUCAAAGCAUGCGCCACGACGACGUGGCCAUCUCACUCAAGACGUAAACGCCAUCUGACUUGGGAGUGGAAAUAGUAGUAUACCCAAGCUGAUGCCGCGAAAGUAAUAGUACCAUAAUUGCCAGUAUUGAAUGAUUGCAUGUGAUG
Messenger RNA from Aphanomyces astaci, 1094 nucleotides. RefSeq lists its product as hypothetical. The transcript is spliced from 2 exons. The record is from RefSeq and is a predicted model, not a curated record. The coding region runs from base 15 to 995 and encodes 326 amino acids. Lineage: Eukaryota; Oomycota; Saprolegniomycetes; Saprolegniales; Verrucalvaceae.